AUGGUUGAGGCCAAGGCUUCUGUGAAGGAUGGAAGCGAUGAUGAGAAAAAUCCCCGAGGGCUGGAACCGACCCUGGAUCAUCUGUAUGAAACGCAGAUAGGUGAGGGCCGCAUCCUCAGUGACGACGAUGCCACCAGAAUCCUGCCCUAUGAGGCGGAUGACUCGCCGUUCCCUGAGGUACGCGCCGUCGUGAGCCCGGUGGAUGAGGCGCAUUUGCCUGUGAACACGAUGCGCAUGUGGGUGAUUGGGAUUAUCUUCACAAUUGUCGGAGCCGGCCUCAAUCAGUUCUUCAGCUUGCGCCAGCCGAGUGUCACGAUCAGUGCCCUGGUGGCACAGCUGUUGGCAUUCCCCGUCGGGUGUGCCUGGGCGCGAUGGCUGCCAUUGGGGUGGUGGAAUCCCGACCACCACUUCAACAUCAAGGAGCAUGCGAUGAUCACCAUCAUGGCCAACGUGUCGUUUGGGUCGGCGGCGGCCACCCAGGUGAUCGAAGCCAUGGUCAAGUUCUACGGCAUGCCGUCGCAGGGUGGCUUUGAGAUCCUCCUCACCAUCACCACACAGAUGUUCGGGUUUGGGCUGGCGGGAGUGAUGUCCCGCUGGCUGGUGCGGCCGGCCACCAUGCUCUGGCCCCAGGUGCUGUCGAACGCGGCUCUGUUGGCGACGCUGCACUCGCGGAAGAACCUGGUCGCUGAUGGCUGGAUCAUCACGCGGCUGCGCUUCUUCCUGUUUGUCUUUGUCGGCGGCGCGAUCUGGUAUUUCGCCCCCGGUUAUCUCUUCACUGGUCUCAGCUACUUUACGUUUAUCUGCUGGAUCGUGCCGACGAACGUGGUGGUCAACCAGUUGUUCGGACAGCAGACUGGGCUGGGCAUGUCCGUGUUGACGUUUGACUGGGCACAGGUCGUGUACGCGAACCAGAGCCCGCUGCUGGUCCCGUUCUGGGCGGGGUUGAACGUGAUGGGGUCCUUCGCGCUCUUCUUCUGGCUGCUCUGCCCGAUCCUCUACUACACCAACACGUGGUACUCGGCCCACCUGCCCAUGCUCAAUCCGAACACGUUCGACAACACGGGCCAGUCGUACAACACCAGUCGGGUGAUGAACAACGACGGGACAGUGGACGCCAAGGCGUACCAGGAAUACUCGCCCAUGUUUCUCCCGGCGGGUUACGCGGUCACCUAUGGGGUGGCGUUUGCCAAUCUGACGGGCAUCUUCGUGCACGUCGCCCUGUAUCACGGGAAGGACCUCUGGCUGCAGUGGCAGGGGCGGGACAAGAAGGACGUCCACUCGCGGAUCAUGGAACGCUACCGCGACGUGCCGUGGUGGUGGUUCGCGGCGGUGAGCGUGCUGAUGUUUGUCCUCAGCAUCGUGACCAACGAGGUGUGGCAUACCGGCUUGCCGGCAUGGGGGGUGGUCAUCGCCUACAUCCUCCCUAUCAUCUAUUUCAUCCCGGUCGGCAUUAUCAAGGCCGUGACCAACAUCAGCAGCAAUCAACUCAACUUGAUCACCGAGUUUAUCGGGGGAUAUGCGUUCCUCGGGCGGCCCGUGGCCAACAUGGCGUUCAAAUUCUACGGAUACGUGGCCGUGUCGCAGGGCUUGGAAUUCGUCGCCGACAUGAAACUGGCUCACUACAUGCACAUUGCGCCGCGCACGUUGUUCUUCGCGCAGGGACUCGCCGUGCUGAUCGGGGCGAUCGUGCAAUGCGGCGUCGAGGUCUUCAUGAUCACCCGCAUUGACGGGAUAUGCACCCCCGAGGCCUCGGGGGGGUUCACCUGCCCGCACGGUCAAGUGACAUACUCGUCUUCUCUAAUUUGGGGUGCCCUCGGACCCGCGCGGAACUUCUCCCCCGGGCAGAUCUACGGCAACCUGCUGUGGUUCUUCCUCGCCGGUCCCGUCGUCAUUGUGAUUACCUAUCUGCUCGGGCGCAAGUGGAAGACCUUCAACUACGUGUCCUGGCCGGUCGCAUUUGGCGCCAUGAGUCUCGUUCCGCCAGCGACGGGGAUCAGUUUCUCGUCGUGGUGGGUGAUCAAUGUUAUUUUCAACGGCAUCAUCAAGCGCCGCAAGGCCGCGUGGUGGUCGAAGUACAACUACGUCCUUUCCGCCGCGCUGGAUUCUGGCGUCGCCGUCGCCACGGUCAUCAUCUUCUUCUGCAUCGUGCUCCCUGCGGGCCCGCUCAGCUGGUGGGGGAAUACCGUUUAUGGCAACACGGCUGAUGGGAUGGGGACGCCUUGGAAGGGACUGCCUGAGCAGGGAUAUUUUGGCCCUGCUAAGGGGACCUGGCAGUAGCUGGUCUAUUUUAAAAACCGGCACGGUGGAAGUGUCAAGGGUAUAUAUAGUCCUGGUGCACAUAUUGGUCGCGAGUAUAUAAUUUUCAUAGGGUGGUUUGUUGUCAGAUAAUCGUCGAGUCUACUGUUCUGAACGAGAUGCUGCAUUGAAAUCAU
Molecule: messenger RNA, 2432 nt
Organism: Aspergillus campestris IBT 28561
Lineage: Eukaryota; Fungi; Ascomycota; Eurotiomycetes; Eurotiales; Aspergillaceae
Gene: optF
Product: small oligopeptide transporter, OPT family
Exons: 6
Coding region: 1-2277 (758 amino acids)
Biological process (GO): transmembrane transport
Molecular function (GO): oligopeptide transmembrane transporter activity
Source: RefSeq, a predicted model, not a curated record